UACUACUUACGUGUUUGAUUGCGAUGGGUUAACAUUAAAUUUCAAUUCAGGUGCUCAGAAUUUGUUUAUUUCAAUCAGUCAAUUUCUUGUAUAUUUUUCUUGAAUAGUCAAAAUUUGUUUAUUGAGUGUGAAAAUAUUAUAAAUAAUGGAUAAUAUUAUCAUGUUUUUCAGUGAAGUGAAUUUCAUCAAUAAAUCGCUCAUCAAUUUAAUUGUGGUUUUAUUGUUUUUUUUUGCGAUGAAAAAACUUUUCGAUUUGUUCAAUUAUUUAAACUAUUUUUUUAAACUUCCAAAGGACCCAGAAUGUUCAUUCCUAUUUGGUGAUUUACCUAAAUUUAAAUCUGCUUAUUGGGAUAGUAAAUUGUCAUCAAUUAACUUGGUCAAUUUUCUCACUUCGAAUGCUUCAAAUCACCAAAUCAAAUCGGGCUUACAUGCACUUUGGCGGGGAUGGUGGCCUUUGGUUGUUAUUAAUGACCACAAAUCUAUUGAGGCUUUGACAAGUAAAAGUCACAUAACUAAGCCCAGUUUUUAUGCAUUUACUGGACUAAAAGAUGGUUUGGUCGUUUCGUGCGGAGAAAAGUGGAAAAUGAGACGAAAAAUGAUUGAGCCUUUUUUCGUUAGUAAACAACAGAAAAGAUUUGCAGUAACUAUGGACGAAGUGUUUGAUUCGUUGAUAAAUAAGGACGAUUUUUGUGAAGAGGGAAAAUACUCAACGUUAGCUGAUCAAAUUCAUCUAUCAACAUUCGAUAUCAUCUUUAAAGUUACCGCAGAUUUACCGAUAGGCGCUGAAAGAGAGGAAAAACUUCAUGCAAUGGAAGCCAUCGAAUUCAUGGAAAUGAUUACGAUAGAGAGAGUGUGUAAUCCUCUUUAUUGGAGCGAUCAAAUUUUCUUUUCGACUAAAUUGGGUAGAAAAGCAACUAGAAUGACCAACAGAGCUUACAUAUUUGUCGAAAAUGUUGUUAACAGAAAUUUUCACAAUAAAAAUGAUGGAUAUGAUGAGUCGAGCACAUUUUCAUCAUUAAAUUUCGUGAAUAUGUUAGCUGGUUCUAGCAGAGGGAAAAUCGAUUCAGAAGGGAUCAGUGAAGAGCUGAUCACGACGGCCGCAGCUGGACACGAGACCACGGCCACUGCUCUCAACUUGAUACUGUUCAUAUUAGGGAAUCGUCUGGAGAUCCAAGAAAAGUUAUAUCAAGAAAUUUCAUCGAUGUUUGAUAAAAAUGAAUCUGCGAAUGAUAUUGAAAAGGUAAAUAAGUGCGAGUAUCUGGAUAAGUGUAUCAAAGAGUCAAUGAGACUUUACCCACCAAUACCAUUGAUUGCAAGAGAAUUAGAUGAACCAAUGGAGAUUAACAGUUACUAUUUGCCAAAAGGAACUACUGUCGGGGUCAACAUUUUCAGCAUUCAACGAGAUCCUCGAAUUUAUCCCAACCCGACCGAAUAUGAUCCAGAGCGUUUUGAUCCAUCAAAUUUACCAAACAUUCCCAAAGGAGCUUAUAUACCUUUCGGAGUAGCACCAAGAAAUUGUAUCGGUUAUCGAUUUGCUUUAAUCGAAAUGAAAAUUUUUCUUAUUCAUUUGAUAAGAAGAUAUGAAAUUUUCUCAGCCAAGAAACUCGAAGAGAUUUCUUUUAGAACGGAAUUCACUUUAAAACCUUCAUGUGCACUGGAAAUCAUGCUUCGAAAACGAGUCAGUUGUUCAUAAAGAACAUUAGCAAUUAUAUUAAUCCUUCAUAUUGGAUCACCGACAUUCGUUUGAUGCACAGCUCAGUAGAGCCAAAACUCGAAUCAACCCAUUGAGAAAGCCACUGAAGAUCAUGUUCCCUCUAUAAAUAAAUUCCAAUAGAGUUAAAAUCUUAUAUCGAUGGAAAACUUAGAAAUAAAUAACACAGUUCGAAUUAAUUUCACAGUUUUUCAUUCGAUUUCAAUAUAAUAUAAU
Messenger RNA from Panonychus citri (citrus red mite), 1927 nucleotides. Its product is annotated as cytochrome P450 4V2-like. NCBI's taxonomy places the organism in Eukaryota, Metazoa, Arthropoda, Arachnida, Trombidiformes, Tetranychidae. Bases 146 to 1693 code for a protein of 515 amino acids. The record is from RefSeq and is a predicted model, not a curated record. The transcript has 3 exons. Gene Ontology annotation, molecular function: heme binding; oxidoreductase activity, acting on paired donors, with incorporation or reduction of molecular oxygen; monooxygenase activity.